This is a messenger RNA of Leptopilina boulardi, 516 nucleotides long. RefSeq lists its product as uncharacterized. The record is from RefSeq and is a predicted model, not a curated record. Bases 88 to 516 code for a protein of 142 amino acids. The transcript has 5 exons. Lineage: Eukaryota; Metazoa; Arthropoda; Insecta; Hymenoptera; Figitidae.
AUUAAUUGUUCCCUCCCCAAACAAAACAUACUAAUUAUAUUUUAAACUUAUAGUUUCUUAAUUUUCUCCCCUUUUUUUUUUAGUAUUAUGAGUUCCCCUGCCUCCGGCUCCAGUGAUUUGGAGUUUGUUUCCCUUACCCGCCGUGAGGACAUUGUUUGGCCCGAGGUAGAGAUUGAUUCCACUUGUAGUGCAAUCAGUGACGCCUCUACUCUACCCUUACUCACUAGUACCCCCGCCCAAAGUGAAAUACCGGACACUCCUGCUUCCCCUGAUCCUGUAUUUGAGGCGUAUUUUGACGCCCAUGCACGACCUUAUAGUCCAGCCCCCCUUUCUACUGGUGUUGAAUCCGUUGGAUCUCGCUUGACACGAGCCAGCUCCACCCAGACCAACCCCUAUUUUCCGGAGGGUUUACCUUUGGAAGGCCAUCUUUAUAGUAUUCCGGCGCACAGUUCGGCUGAACAUUUGCUGAACAGUGAUCUCCCUCUUCGUCCCUAUGUUGAAACCCCCUGCGGCUGA